CUUCUGCGAUGGUUUAGGGGGAGAUGCAGGCAAUGUAUUUGUAGACUAAACCUCACUUUUACAUACAUGCACCCCCAUAUAUAUGUACAUAUAUAUAGCCCAGAAAACCUGUUACACAAAUAAGUAUAUGCUCUUCAACAAAUUCACAAUUUAGGUUACACGCAAUAAAAUCUUGAAAAAAAAUCAAUCAAGUACUACACUUUUUUGAUAAUUUCUUUGUGCUUUUCCGUGGAAUAUCAGACUCUCUUGGUGGGUUAUUCCCAGAAGUUACAAAAAUGCCUACUUUGGUUAAUUACUGUGGUGAUGAUAAACAUCAUACGGGAGGAUCAUUAUGUUCCAUGAAUUCAAACCGUUUAUUUUCCAUUCUUGAUGUUUAUAACCACCCUUGCAAACGUUCACGAAUCAAUGAUUCAUAUAGCCUUUUUUCCAAUAACAAAAACAAUCCAUCAAUCGAAAUCCUCCCGGAUGAAUGUCUUUACGAGAUCUUCCGGCGGUUAUCUGGCGGCAAAGGGAGGAGUGUCGCCGCCUGUGUCUCACUCCGGUGGCUUACCCUCAUAAGUAACCUCAAAGCCUCAGAAAUUAUCGUUUCCAAUAAGGUCAAAGUCAAAGUCAACAACGAGUUUUCAUAUGAUGAUGAACAAGAGAACGAUGGGUAUCUCACAAGGUCUUUAGAAGGAAAGAAAGCAACCGAUACAAGACUUGCUGCCAUUGCAGUUGGAACAUCUGCCCGAGGUGGAUUGGGCAAGCUUUCGGUCAGGGGAAGUGAUAAAGUGACAAGUAUCGGAUUUUCAGCGAUUGCCCGAGGCUGCCCGAAUCUUAGGGUUCUUUCUUUAUGGAAUGUUCCCAUGAUUGGAGAUGAAUCUUUAAUCGAAAUCUCCAAAUGCCAAUUUUUAGAAAGUCUUGAUCUUUGUCAUUGCCCUUUAAUUUCCAACAUUGGUUUAAUUUCAAUAGCCAAGAACUGCCCAAAUCUGUCUUCUUUGACCAUCGAAUCUUGUAAAAACAUUGGAAACAAAAGCCUUCAAACCAUUGCCCGGUGCUGCCCGAAUCUACAAUCACUCACCAUCAAAGACUGCCCGAAUGUUGGUGACCAAGGUGUUGCUACUCUUUUUUCAUCAUCAUUGGUUCUUACAAAGGUAAAGCUUCAAUCUUUAGAUAUAACGGACUUAUCACUAGCGGUGAUCGGGCGAUACGGGAAGUCAAUUACCAAUCUUGCCCUCACAAACCUUCGAAACGUGAGCCAAAAAGGUUUUUGGGCGAUGGGUAAUGCGGGAAAUCUUGAAUCUUUGAUGUCCUUAACGGUAAUUUCGUGUUGUGGGAUCACGGAUUUGAGCCUUAAAGUGAUUGGAAAAGGUUGUCAUGUUUUGAAACAUUUGGUUCUUAAAAAGUGUUGGUUUUUAUCCGAUAAAGGGUUGGUUUCGUUUGCCCGAGCUGCCCGGUUUCUUGAAAGCUUGCAGUUAGAAGAGUGUAAUCGGGUAACCCAACAAGGGAUUUUGGGUACUUUAUCGAAUCAAAACUCAAAGAUGAAAUCUUUUUCGGUUGUAAAAUGUAUGGGGGUUAUAGAUUUAGACGAAAAAGCCAUCGACUUUUUCGAAAAAAAUCAAUCUUUACAUUCUUUAACAAUCAAGAAUUGCAUUGGGUUCGGAAACAAGAACUUGGAAAUGAUCGGGAAGUUAUCUCCAAAUUUACAUAAUCUUGAUCUAACCGGGCUUUCCGGAAUCACCGAUUCCGGCCUUUUCGACUUUCUCAAAACCCGCACCGCCGGACUUAAAAAAAUCAACCUUACCGAUUGCAUAAACUUGACCGACAAAGUGGUGGUGGAUUUGGUCAAGAUCCAUGGCGGAACCCUAGAACUACUCAAUCUUGGCGGGUGCCGGAAAAUCACCGACGAAAGCAUGGCGGCAAUCGGAAGAAAUUGCGGGCUUCUCAAAGAUCUUGAUGUUUCGAAGAGCGGAAUCACGGAUUCCGGUGUUUCUUGGCUGUGUUGUGAAGGGAAUAUGAGGUUGCGGGUUCUUGCUUUAUCGGGUUGUAUGGUUUCGAAUGAAAUUCGAGGGCUUGGGGUUAAUUGGGGUACGCGUGCAUCACAUCCUUUGUCACCUAAUAUUGUGGUGAAGUUAAUGAAGGACAAUGGGUUCGAUAAAGUUAAACUCUUUGAAGCCGAGCCUAGGGUUUUGGACGCGCUUAGAAAUUCAGGACUUCAGGUUAUGCUCGGGAUUCCUAAUGAUUUCUUAGCUCCAUUGGCUAGUGGUGUUAGGGUUGCUGAGGAUUGGGUGGCAAAAAAUGUAUCUGCUUAUGUUUCACGUGGAGUUGAUAUAAGGUAUGUAGCGGUUGGGAACGAACCGUUUCUCAAGACCUACAAAAACAUGUUCACAAACGCAACUCUUCCGGCUCUCCAAAACAUCCAAGCCGCCUUAAUAAAAGCCGGUCUAGGCAGUCAAGUCAAAAUAACAGUCCCACUAAACGCUGACGUUUACGAAAGCAACUCCGGCGUCCCAUCAGAAGGAAAUUUCCGGUCAGACAUCCACAGCCUCAUGAUCUCCAUCGUCCAAUUCCUAAGCGACAACGCAGCACCACUCACCAUCAACAUCUACCCUUUCCUCAGCCUCUACGCCGACCCACAUUUUCCAAUUGACUUUGCAUUCUUCGCCGGAACAAAUGCUCCGGUGGUUGAUGGAACAAUUUCAUACACAAAUGUAUUUGAUGCUAAUUACGAUACCCUUGUGUGGGCCCUUGAAAAGAACGGUUUUCCGGCGAUGCCGGUGAUCGUUGGAGAGAUCGGGUGGCCAACUGACGGUGACCAAAAUGCGAAUUUAGGGUAUGCACGGAAGUUUAACCAAGGGUUGAUAAGCCGGAUAAUUCAAGGACAAGGGACACCGAAAAGGAAAACACCACCGGAUGUUUACAUUUUCGGGCUUAUCGAUGAGGAUCAGAAAAGUAUAGACCCUGCUAAAGGGGUCCGGUACUUAUCCCGACAGUGGUGCGUUAUGGCAGAAGGGGCAAGUGAAUCAGACCCUAAUUUAGCUGAUAGUGUGAAGUAUGCGUGUACUUAUGCGGAUUGUACGAGUUUAGGUUAUGGUUCUUCGUGUAAUGGUUUGGAUGCGCGGGGUAAUGCGUCGUAUGCGUUUAAUCAAUAUUUUCAAACGUUUAAUCAGCAAAAAGGAACGUGUGAUUUUCAUAAUUUAUCUGUUGUUACGAAAAUUCAGCCAACAACAGGGAUGUCGGAUUGUAAAUAUGAGAUUAUGAUUGAUCUUGGGAAGCAUGAGAAGUCGCGGAAUCCGGUGACGUCUGUGGCGGCAUUUGGGUGGAGAUUGCAAGAUUUGAGCUACUCCGGUGUGGUGGUGGUUAUGUUGUCGUUUAUCAUUAGUUGGGUUUCGUGA
Molecule: messenger RNA, 3374 nt
Organism: Lactuca virosa
Lineage: Eukaryota; Viridiplantae; Streptophyta; Magnoliopsida; Asterales; Asteraceae
Source: the annotation of a GenBank genome assembly